This is a messenger RNA of Prosopis cineraria, 1984 nucleotides long. RefSeq lists its product as uncharacterized. Lineage: Eukaryota; Viridiplantae; Streptophyta; Magnoliopsida; Fabales; Fabaceae. The transcript has 2 exons. The coding region runs from base 91 to 1671 and encodes 526 amino acids. The record is from RefSeq and is a predicted model, not a curated record.
CGCUUAGCAGAAUUGGUUCAUUCAAGAGAUUUCCGCAACAACGAGAAGCCCCUCGGAAGUUUGAGGUUUCGUUGUUAUUUGGUUGCGACGAUGAAUGAUCAAUCCCAAAUGAUGAUAAAUUUGAACCAGAGGAGUCAGCCUCAGAUGAUGAAUCAGGUUCAAAUGAUGAACCAGCCUCAGGUAAUUAACCAGUCUCAGAUUAUAGGUCAGACUCAGGCGUUGUCUCAGCCGCAGAUGUUGAUCCAUUCUCAAACAUUAAAUCAGCAGCCGCAGCCGCAAACACAAAGGAAACCAUCACAGAUGUUGAUGAACCAGACCAAACCUCCGAUAUUGAAUCGGGGCUAUAAGGCUUGGUCUCAACAGCCCCCCAUGGACCCAAACAUGAAGUUUCAGAACCCUAUGAAACAAAAUUAUCCCAACACCAAGUUGGGACGAAGCAAUUGGAAGGGGAAGAAGAUGACGGAUAAGCGCAAGGACCCAAGAAGAAUGGAUAAACCUAACCUCAGUGCCUCCACCAGCCAAUCCAACAGUGUCGUGUACAAACCACCUACUCUGCAUGAAUUACAGUCUCAAAAUCGUUUAAAAGCCCGAAAAUUUUAUCCCAAGAAGAAAUUUAAUAAUCGAUUUGCCCCUUAUGCCCCGAGAAACACGACAUCCUUUCUUAUUCGGGCUAAGAAGUCAGGGGGCAUAGCUUCACUUGUAUCACCCUGUCCUGUAACCCCAGCUGUACUUCCUACGCCUAUAUUUUCGCCCUCGAGAGAGGUUUUAGGGGAUAUGGCAAAGGAAGAGUGGGGUGUUGAUGGAUAUGGAUCCAUGAAGGGUCUGAUUAGGCUUCGAUCACCAGGGCAUGAUGCAGAUGUUCACGAGGACGAAGAAGAUGAGGAAGGUGGUGCUGGGUCAAGUGAGAGUGAUGUGGAAGAACAUGUGGAGGUGGAAAGAAGGCUAGACCAUGAUUUGAGUCGGUUUGAGAUGAUAUAUCCAAAUUAUGGAGUUGAGUAUAACAAUGUCCUAGAGAAUAGGGUAGAUGAUCAGGAUUCCCAUAUAGCGCAAUUGGAGGAGGAGAAUUUGACAUUGAAAGAGCGCCUUUUCCUAAUGGAGAGAGAAUUAGGUGAUCUGAGAAGGAGGUUGCAGUUUCUUGAGAGGCAGAACCAAAUUGGGGAUGAUGCCAACGAGGAAGUGGUGGAGAAUGGCUCUGAUAAUGACAGUGAGGGGGGAUCGGAUGCCCAGGUUGUGGGAACCGAGGAUAACCCAGAGAUGGUUGAUUAUGUGCCGUUGGAUGGGAGAAAUGAAGACGAUGAUGCUAAUGCUAAGGUAAAAAGUGAGAGAGUAUCAGAGACUGAGGUUAUAGGAGAUGUUUGUAUGGAAGAGAUGGUUCCUGAUGAGGCCAUUGCCGAUGAGUAUGAGAUGAAGGGUGAAGUGAGGAAUGAGUUUGCAGUCAAUGAAGUAAACGUGGGGAAGGAGGAGCACAAGGAUGAAGAAGCUAUUGGGUAUUGUGUACCUGAUGAAGUUAUGGCAAAUAAAAAUGUUGUAGAUCAACAAAGGAGUGGUGAACUUGAAGCAGUGGAUGAGAAAGAAGAGUUAGAAGGCCAGGAACCAGUCAAUGGAUGUGUGCGAGAUAAGGUCCUUAGUGAGAAGGAUGAGGACGUUGGGACAUGCUUGGAACCUGUUUGAGAUUACUUGUCUGUCCCUCAUUUUUCCCUUGGUUGAGAUGAGACCUUUGAUUUGACUUGUCUCUCGAAAGAUGUCAAAAGCGGUAGAUAAAUCUCCAGGUUCUUUACUCAUAAAAGCAUUAGUUAGUUUUGUUUGCAAAAUGUUUCCUCUAUUUGUAUGUGGGACUAGCGGUCAAGCUGUGAGGAUAACUAAUUAGUUUCUACCUUGUACUUUGGCUACCAUGACUAUGUGGAAACUUUCUUUGAUAUAUUCACCGUGUAACUGAAUACUUUUAAGCAUCUAUUAGUAUCCGUUGUUUUGACGCAGUGAUUAA